This is a messenger RNA of Ziziphus jujuba (common jujube), 1336 nucleotides long. Its product is annotated as inositol oxygenase 1-like. Gene Ontology annotation, molecular function: iron ion binding; inositol oxygenase activity. Gene Ontology annotation, cellular component: cytoplasm. The record is from RefSeq and is a predicted model, not a curated record. Gene Ontology annotation, biological process: inositol catabolic process. NCBI's taxonomy places the organism in Eukaryota, Viridiplantae, Streptophyta, Magnoliopsida, Rosales, Rhamnaceae. The coding region runs from base 171 to 1088 and encodes 305 amino acids. The transcript has 11 exons.
CUUAGAUUUUCAGGUAAGGACUUGGAACAUCCGAAUUCUCAGGGAAGGACUUCUCCGGCCAAUUAUAAAUACCAACUCCAAAAUGCUUCCAAAACUCACCCUAUUAUCGAUUUUUCUUAUUAUUAUUUUCUCUUUCUCUCUCGACUGUUAUCUUGUCGUUUUCAUUCACGAUGACUAUUCUCAUUGAGCAGCUUCAUGACUUUGGAGUUGAAGCAGAUGAAAAGAAGGUCCAAAUAGAUGAGAAAGAACUGGCAUUGGAUGGGGGAUUUAUGGUGCCAGAGACCAACUCAUUUGGACACACGUUUAGGGAUUAUGAUGCUGAAGGUGAGAGGCAACCCGGCGUGGAGAACUUCUACAGAGUUAAUCACAUUAACCAAAGUUAUGAAUUUGUGACGAAGAUGAGGGAAGAGUAUAGCAAAUUGAACAGGGUGGAGAUGAGCAUAUGGGAAUGUUGUGAGCUUCUGAAUGAUGUGGUGGAUGAGAGUGAUCCUGACUUGGAUGAGCCUCAAAUUGAGCACUUGCUGCAAACCGCUGAAGCCAUUAGAAGGGACUACCCUGAUGAAGAUUGGCUUCACUUGACUGGCCUAAUCCAUGAUCUUGGUAAAGUGCUUCUCCUUCCUAGCUUUGGAGAGCUUCCUCAGUGGGCUGUUGUGGGUGACACUUUCCCAGUUGGCUGCGCUUUUGACGAAUCAAUUGUUCAUCACAAGUAUUUCAAGGAAAAUCCUGACUACAACAAUCCUGCUUAUAACACCAAGUAUGGAGCCUACUCUGAGGGAUGUGGACUGAACAAUAUAUUGAUGUCAUGGGGGCAUGAUGACUACAUGUAUUUGGUGGCCAAGGAGAACAAGACUACUCUACCUUCAGCAGCUCUUUUCAUCAUUAGAUACCACUCAUUCUAUGCACUACAUAGAUCAGGAGCAUAUAAGCACUUGAUGAACGAAGAGGAUGUUGAAAACCUGAAGUGGCUCCAAAUAUUCAACAAGUAUGACCUUUACAGCAAGAGCAAGGUUCGGAUUGAUGUCGAAAAGGUCAAACCGUACUAUCUCUCCCUCAUUGAAAAGUACUUCCCUGCGAAGCUAAGGUGGUGAAGUAGAAGUUGUUAAUAGUAUUUGUGGAUAUAAGCUGAAGAGAUAAAAGGCCAUCCGGGAGUAUUAGUGCUUGGCUGGCUGCGUUGUAGAUCAGAAUGACAUUUGGAGCUUGCUGUUUUAUCUUAUUAUUUGUUAUGAAGUGAUGUUUAGUUUGUCAUCCAUGUGAAAUAUUUUUAUUCAGAUUGCAUAAUAAAAAAGAUCUGUCUUUUCUGUUUCAUAAAACAAUAAAAUAAUGAUUGAGUUUUGUA